Messenger RNA from Plectropomus leopardus (leopard coralgrouper), 1714 nucleotides. NCBI's taxonomy places the organism in Eukaryota, Metazoa, Chordata, Actinopteri, Perciformes, Serranidae. The record is from RefSeq and is a predicted model, not a curated record.
UGUUUCUUCAGGAAAGCCCUGUCAGAGGUGACGGCGUGCCUGAGGGAGCGGCUGCACCGCUGGCAGCAGAUUGAGAAGCUCUGCAACUUCCCCGUAGUCAAUAACUCGGGGCUGCCGAGUCUGACGGCGAGUCUCUACUCAGACCACAGCUGGGUGGUCAUGCCGCGAGUCUCGGUGCCUCCGUACCCCAUCGCAGGAGGAGUGGAUGACCUGGACGAGGACACGCCUCCCAUCAUUCCACAGUUCACAACGGCCACGUUGAUCCGGCCCUCGCUGACCCGCAGCAGCAGCCUGUGUCGUUCCCGCCGGAGCCUGCUGAGCUCCCCGCAGUCCUCGCUGAUGUCCCCGGACCCCGACCUGCUGUCCAUGGCCAGCUCGUCCCUCUCCUAUCGCCCCGAGGCAGACGACGAACAUAUCAUGUUCAGCUCGGAUAGGAGGGGGUAUGUAGCGGUGGCCGGAACGCCGCGGAAUGGUUUUACAGUUUGGACUCACAGGGAAGCGGCUCAGGAGGGCGGCUCCGACACGGACUCUCUCAACUCUUCCCUGGGCCGCAAGCAGCUGCACAACCCCUGCACACCGGGCCCGGACACCCCGUACCGCAAGAUCUCCCGCGAGGAGCUGCUGCUGUUCAGCCAGAGUUCGGAGCUUCCCGCGUCCACGCCCGCCACCUCCACCACCACCAGCAGCAGCAGCAGUCUCAGGGACUCCACGCCCCCUCCUCUGCCUCCCACCCCAGCCACCACCCCCUCCGGCCCGCCCUCCACCUCGCCGUCCCCGGCCUUGGAGCACCACCCGUUUGCACACAGAGGCUCGCCCGACCUCACCCGCAUCAUCCCCGAGUCGCAAAGUGCAACCUUUUCGCAGGGGAGCGCCACCUCUCCGACGGGCAAGGGCAUGUAUAACGGCGUCCUGGAGAAGUCCUACAGCUUCGGCCAGCUGCCCGCGAGCAUGCUGCCCAACGUGGGGCGUUACCCGUCUCUUACCUCCCUGGACUCGGAGGGCCGGAGCGUGGGGAGGGAACACAAGCUCCAGAGCACCUCCUCCCAGGACUCCAGCGACAAUGGAGAGAAAAUCAAGCGCUCCUCCUCUAAAAUCAAAAGCUUAUUUAAGAAGAAAAAAUAAAAACUUGCAGAGUGAGAUAGUGUGUGAGAGAGAAAUAAAAAUAUAAAGAGUUGUUUUAGCCCUAAUACUAAAAGAGAAGGACAUCACUGUAAGCUAAAACAUUUCAUUUUCUCUCGUUACUUUCUUCGUUUUGUCAUCAGAGAUGGAAUGUAGCUCAGUCUGGGUGCCUUAAACGCCUCAGACUGGUAGCCUUAUUUUUCAAUAAUGCCUUUUUAUUUAGUUCACUCAUAACCUCACAGGGAAACCUGCAAAGGUCAAAGAAAAGUCAACAUAAGGUCAAAAAAACAAAACUGUCACUGUCUUCUGUCCAUUUUGGUUUGAACCAAAAAGUCACUUAGUGUAAGGGUCUAAAGGUGCAGUCCAUGAACAUGGACGUGUAAUACGGGACUACGUUUGCUGUCACCACUGAAAGUAUUACAGUCACACUUUCAGGAGUGACGAGCAUCAACAAGAAAAACAGCUCAUUUGACUUUUUAAAGGGAAACUUCAGCCACCAAGUGACUAUUUGUGUAUUAAUAACUCACCUUGUGUUAUGUUGAAUUUGUAAAGAAAACUUUGUUUUUCUCACAUACCUCCACGAUGAACGGAGAAU